This is a messenger RNA of Volvox carteri f. nagariensis, 3807 nucleotides long. RefSeq lists its product as uncharacterized. The transcript is spliced from 14 exons. The record is from RefSeq and is a predicted model, not a curated record. Bases 1 to 3807 code for a protein of 1268 amino acids. Lineage: Eukaryota; Viridiplantae; Chlorophyta; Chlorophyceae; Chlamydomonadales; Volvocaceae.
AUGAUUCGGUCCGAAAUGGCCUCCGUAAUGACGCCCUUCGCGAAGAUGCAGUCGGGCAUGCCGCGUCCGCUACCACUUCGCAAUCGCCAUCCAGCGCGUCGUCACCUCGUGCAAACCAAAGGAAGCAGCCGCGAUGAUUCUUCCUCAGCACAGGCACCAAACUCCACCCUGCCCGUCGCAGCGCCAUUGGCCGCAGGCGCGGACACCAAGAUGAACACACGAACGCCCGGAACAACCCCGAGCACCUCGGCUGCUGAAAUCACACCCACUAGCCCCAACGCCGCCACCAUAUCAACGCUUUCUGGUGCACCCCUGCUGACUCAUUUGCAAAAGCUCAGUCGAAGUCCGAAUACGUUGAACGUGUACGGAAAAUCCUUCGCCAAGACGGAGCUCGUAGCGCUCGACGCGGCUGUGUCGUACUUAUCCACAGAUACGCGAGGUUCAGCUGCCACGAUGGGCGGGCCGGGGUCCCUGAAGCGAUACCUUAUCGAGGAGCUGUUGCUGGAGGCCGCCGCCUUUAAGCGCAUCCCACUGCCCGUCGUGGAGGGCUCCAUGGCGCUUCUGGAGCUGCUGCGGUGGACAAGGGGCCCUCCUGCCGCCGCGGCCGCCGAUGGUACGGGUCCCGCACCGCCAUCGGAUCUCGUCUUUCAGGACGACCCUGCGCUGCUGGCCCGUUACCGUUGGCAGUUGGUGGUUGGAGCUGACGUCGGUGGCGUGCAGUACAUCCCUGCCGUAGAGGAACUGGAGGUGUCUCCGGAUGGCUCGUCCUUCACGCUGGGCACCGAUCUCGAUUUCAUAUUCACUGGCUUCAGGCAAGUCAUGUACGACGGGCAGCGCCAGGGGCCCUGCGAGUGGAAGGCGCCGGGCCAUCUGUCGUACACCGUACGGGAAGUACGGGUCGAGCUGAGGUGGCCCAAGGCCUGGCGCCGCGCUUCUGCAUGGCUGGCGUGGCGGCGGCAGCGACGGAUGGACGGCGGCGGCGGCGGCGGCGGCGGUGGCGGUGGCGCCGCCCCGGGUGACGAGCCUGACUGGGGGAGCUCCCUACCGACAUCGCCUACGUGUCGCGAGGAUCCCGCAGCGCCAGCCACCACAAUCCCGCUACCGUUCCCUACAAAUGAGCUUUUGGCGUUUAGCUGCAACGGCCGCGUGGCCGCUACUCGCAGUCGCCUCACCAACGGACUGAUCCUGCUGCUCGAGCCACAAAUGGCUCCGCUUCCAUGGGAGCAACAUUUGCCGCAAGUGGUAUUUUUCCACAACGGCGCAAGCGCCCGGCUUGUCACAAGCCAUGGAGCCUCGUUCGCAACUGUAUAUGUCGCCUGCUCCUGUGAUUCUUGCAAGAAACGCCCACUUUCGCCCUAUCGUACUGGGGGCUGUGUCCUCGGUCUUGGCGACUGGGCGCUGCACGUCGGCCCCAAAGCUGCUAGCUUAGCGGAGGUACAAGUUGUAAAGUCUGGCUCUGAAGAAAAGUCCGCCAGUUUGCAGAUGGGAGGGGAAUGCUUGAGGCGACGGCAGGUUAACGUCUUCCAUUGGAACGGCAAACUGGUCCCAGACCGCACUGAUGCGGUGAUCAAGCCGGGCAUACGUGAUGUACCCACUACACAACUGCCAACAGCGUUUGAGGGCCUGGGAUCGUGGAGAGCCGCAACUAUACGCGGCUACGAUUCCUCCACAUGUCGCUUUGAAGUCAAGUAUCAUGAUGAGCCAAAGCGCAGCCAAGCGCAUAUCUGGCUGCCGCUCGCAGUCUUGCACUUUGCGCGCAACCCUCCAGCCAAUGAGGCCGCCAUCCGCUCGUCUUUGGAUAGCCCACAGCUGCCCACAUCGCCCACAGCCCCGCCUUCGUUCGGCACCCACGGCGACAUAGCCAUGUCUCAGCUGCCAUUGCCAACUCUCCCAUUGCCGUUACCGUCGCUUCUGGCGCAGCCCCGGCUGUGCGCGUUUGGUCAAACGCUGCCUGCGUCAGCGGUCCUCCUGGCGGCAGCGGCAGCAGCAGCGGCAGCGGUGCCGCAGCUUCAGGAGAGGCUACCGGCGCCCCUCCAAAGCAGCUUCCACACCAUGCAUACUGCGCCGGACUCCUCCCAGGCUUCCCAGCAGGCCAGCCCGACCGGUCCCUGCCGACCGGAACAUGAAGGCCCGGCGACCCUUAUCGGCAGUGAAGUGGCCUCACCUCAUCGUUGCUUUGGGAGGGGAUCUGAGCCGACCGCUUCCGCACGACCGCCGCCGCAGCAGCAGCAGUGGCCGCACCUCCAGCAGCAGUAUCAGCAGCCAGAGCUGCGUCAAUGCUUCGCUUCCAGCACGCGACUCUGUGGCGCCGCCAACGGCGACGACGAUGACGGUGGCGCUAUUUGUCGUGGCAAUGGCACAGACGGGGUUCCAGGCGCCGCGGCGGCGGCGGCGGCGGCGGCGGCGGCCGCACCGCCGCCGCGUCCAUCACGGAAUCCCCUUCCGGGCUCCCGAGCGGAAUCCUUUCCGUCUCUGUCAUCGAAUUCCGACUCCGGUAGCAGCAACAGCAUCGGCGGCGGAACGGAUGCCGCCCCUGUUGCCAGCGGCGACGUCGGCAGUCAUAGCAGCGGCGCCGGGGCUAGUGUUGGCGGUGUCGGCUGUGCAACCCCGCGCUCUUCGGAACGAGCCGCUGCUGCCAGUGGAGGCAGUAGCGGGGGGGCCCCCAUUGCGACAGCCCCUUGCGGACCCUGGCGGGUUGUAACCGUCGAGCAUCCGGCGAAUGGCUUCACAGUAGAUGGGGGUAGCUGGCCUCAUCGUCGUAACCUGGUUCCGGAGCCAACCGCCGAUGCUCCAGAGCCCCCUCCUCGGGCCCCACCAUGCGCCAGCUUCUGGGCUACUGGCUUCGCUCUACCUGCCGUACCUACCGUACAUUUAAAUGCUGACGUGGCCGUUGGAGAUUGUACCUUCCAGGCAGCGCCAGCGGGUUUGACCGGUGGCGAGGCCGCCGACGCCGACGCCACGGCGCUGCUGCCAGCAUCCGUCGGUGGCGGCGACGGCAACCCCGCAACGGCGACGACUGGGCAGAUGGAAGACCGUACGACAACGGCAGCUGCGGCGGCGCCUUGGUCGCCCGGUGCAACAUCCAGCCCCGUCGAUGAUGACGAUUUUGCAGCUCUGUAUGCAGAGCUGUGCAACGAAGAAGUCCUGAAUGCCGACCAGCAGCUUGCGCCGCCGCCAAGGCUUCCAGACUCAGCCAGCUAUGUCGCCGGUGCUGCAGCCGCCGGCACUGCCAACGCGGCGGCCGCGGGGGGCACCACCACCGCAACCGACAACCGUAGCGGCACCACCACAGCCGCGGCCUCCGGGGUCCAUUUGGCUCCACUGUCCGGUCCAAUCGCCGCCGCCGCCACUGCUGCAGAUAGCGCCGCCAUCGCGUGCCGUACACUGUCACCUCAACUGUCGGCAGCGACGGCAGCGACGGUGUUAAUGCAGCCUGGGCCGCCGCCUCUGAUGCAGUACAAGUCCAUGUCGGCGUCUGGGACGGGCAGCAGCAUUCAUCCCUUACUUUGCUCCAUAUUGGAGCGACAGAAGCAGAUUAUAAUGACGAUGCCGGAAGCUACAGCCAUAGCCACAGCUACAGCUACAAAUGCUAAGCGGCCGGCAGCUGCUGUGGCGGCGGCGACGGGACAGGAAGAGGCAGCGGCGGAGAAGCCGUAUGACAGGAUGCUGUACGAUGGUUUCAGAGCCGAGCCGCCGCCACGGCAGUCAUCCGGUGUGGAAGCGCUGGUAGCUAUCCUCAAGGAGUGGGAUGAGGCGCCGCAGCUGCCAGUUCUCUGCUGUUUUGUGCUCAAUGCAUAUGCCUGCUGA